ACACCAACAGGUGUCGCCAGUAUGGUGUUGAAAUUUAUUUCUCUUCCAGUCCGGCAUCAGUUUCAAAAUUAACUGGAGUGAUUACGGAGUACCUUCACCUCCACGAAGGAGAGAGAGAGAGCUCGCAUUCUGGCAACACCCGAACAAAAUCGAAAAGAGACCGGCCAGUAUCGAUCGCGCAGUUCAAUCGGAUGGUUCCACCCCCAAAUUCGAAGAAGUUAGUUAUAGCGGAAUAACUCGGAAUAGUUCGUUAUCGAAGUGCUUACAGGAUCAGCUAGUUGACUGUCGUCAAAAACCACCGGAAACCGGAACCUCAUUUCGCCACGGAGUCACACUUAACUAAACCGGCACCACCAUGAUGCAAGGAACGGUCGUAACGGUACCAACGCCAACACCUGCUCCUAAUCCCGUCGCGUCGGAAUCAGCCCGGCUCCGAUUCAACGUGGGAUACUUCACCAGGGUGUCCGGGGUGCUGAAGCUGAUUCAAAUAGUCUUCGGCAUCAUCUGUAUGGCCUGUGCAACCCCAACAAUUCCUGGCACCGGGUGGUUCAUGUUUGUGGCGGUCACCUCGUUCGUCUGUACGGUACUGUGGACCUUCAUGCACCUGUUCGGCAUUCGGGAGGUGCUGAGUACGACAUUCAAGUGGGGAGCAACGGAAUUUUUCAUGACCGCCUUUCUGGCUUUGCUUUACUUUAUAGCGUUCAUCGCACAGUUGGCGCUGUGGGCUAACAUAUACGAUGAUCCCAACAGGAGUAGAAAUCUGGCCGCUGGGUCGUUCGGAAUAUUCAACUUUUUGGCGUAUGUGGCUGGAACUUACUUCCUGUAUGUGGAUUAUAGAUAGGAUGUCAGCAUUGUUACCUCAGUAUCAUGGUGCAUUUAUGAUGUAGUUCCAAUCGAAGACACAGAAUCCGAUUGCAGAGAUUGAAUGGAUUCUCCUCUAUCUUACAGGUCAGGAACGUCUUUUUUAAAUUUUAAGGAAUGUAAUGAGUAUUAUCGAAUAUUACCGCUUAUAUUUAAAACGAUUUGAGAGUACGAAUAACAUUUCAACCAUUUUCGAAAUAUGUAGAGAAUUACCAUCCUUGAGAAAAUUAAAGGCCCUUAAGAAGACAGCUUCAAUUCCUCCAGUCGUAGAAAAAUUAGUUAAUAAUUCUUCAAAUGCACAACCCAAAUAAGCGUUGAAUUGCCAAUGAACAGUCCAUCGAAGUUAAGGCUUCCCUCGAUCGAGUCAUAAAUCUUAAAGGGGUUUAAUUAUUGCAACACUGUCAACUUCAAAUUAGGCAGACUGGACGAAAUACUUUGAAGUCGUAGAGUAAAAUGCGCGACAGUAGUGAU
Messenger RNA from Topomyia yanbarensis, 1332 nucleotides. Its product is annotated as protein MAL2-like. Bases 356 to 841 code for a protein of 161 amino acids. Gene Ontology annotation, cellular component: membrane. NCBI's taxonomy places the organism in Eukaryota, Metazoa, Arthropoda, Insecta, Diptera, Culicidae. The record is from RefSeq and is a predicted model, not a curated record. The transcript is spliced from 5 exons.